AUGAGUGAGUUCGUGUUGAAUCAAGGUUAUGGGUAUGGCAUCGUACUUGGUCUCGGUGCCCUUUUUAGUGCCCUCAUGAUAUUGAUAUCGUGGGCAAUCGCCAAGUUUUUUAAUCAAAAACAAGAUUCCGAGCGAUUCACGACAGCUUCCCGUAACGUGAAGCAGGGACUUAUCUCUUCAGCGGUUGUUUCUUCAUGGACAUGGCCAGCUACACUACUGACCUCUAAUUUAUGGACAUACUCCUACGGAAUUGCAGGGGCAUACUGGUAUAGUGUUACAGGUUGCUUUCAAAUACUUCUAUUCACCCUUGUAGCAAUAGAAAUCAAACUCAAAUGUCCUGGAAUUCACACAAUUGCCGAGGUAGCUCGGGUAAGGUUUGGUAAAUGGGGCCAUUUCUGUUACUUAUUUUACUCUCUUGGUACAAACGUGAUUGUGUCAGGCAUGAUAUUGUUAGGCGGAUCGCAAGGGAUCGCAUACACCACAGGGAUGAAUGUAAUUGCGGCUUGUUUUCUGCUGCCAGUAAGCGUUAGCGUUUACACUCUGUUUGGAGGAUUACAAGCAACGUUUUUAUCCGACUGGUCGCACACGAUUGUCAUAUAUAUAAUGGUACUUUUGUCAAUCGUGACAGUUUAUUGCACUUCAGACCUGAUCGGAUCUCCAGAUAAAAUGUUUGAUUUGUUGAAUGACAUGGCGAAAACCUUCCCUCUGGAAUCCUCAGCCAAAGGAUCUUACCUCACAUUUGCCAACAAAGACAUAGUUUUGACCGCUUGGACCACAUUAUUGGGUGGGGCGGCAACAGUCUUCAUGGAUCCAUCAUACUCCCAGAAAGCCAUUGCUGCGGGUAGCAAACAGGUCAUGAAAGGCUAUAUGCUGGGCGGACUUUGCUGGCAGGCUAUUCCACUAGCACUGGGGACCUCAAUGGGGCUUGCUUCUCUUGCUUUAACCAAGAACCCUGAGUUUUUCACAUAUCCCAACAAAUUGACCGAUUUGGAGGCAGGGAGAGGUCUUUCGCUGGUUUAUGCUAUGAAGGCAUUUUUUGGCAAGUCAGGAGCAGCAUGUGCUGUUGUAAUGAUCUUCAUGUCAGCAACAUCAGCAAUGUCGGCUGAACUUAUCUCAUGCUCCUCGAUUUUGACGUACGAUUUUUACAAGACUUACAUCAACCCCGAAGCCUCUGGUAAACGCCUUGUUUAUGUUUCGCACUUAAACGUCAUCGGUUUUUCGCUUUGCAUGGGAGCACUUGCUGUUAUAUUCAACUACAUCGGGGUCACCCUUGGAUGGCUAUUCAGCUUUGUUGGGAUCGUACUUGGACCGGCAUUUUUUGGACUUCUGGGAAUGCUUUUUUACAAGAAAAUGAAUACCCUGGCUUUGGUUGUCGGAGUGCCAUUGGCGACUCUAUGUGGUAUUGUGGGAUGGGUGGCGUCUGCUUCACACUACUCGAGUGACGGAACCGUUGAUAAAGACUCCCUCUCUCUGACUGAGCCAUUGGCUUUCGGAAAUUUCAUUUCAGUGUUCUCGAGUGGUAUCUUCGUGUGGAUUCUUUCGCAAAUAAAAUCGCAAAACUGGUCUUUCCAUGAAAUGAACGAGAUCUAUUUCGAGACUCAAAUUGCGGAUGACGCUGACUCUUCUGAGAUUGAGCUCUCUCAAGUAUCCCAAGAAUCGGUCAAGGAUUUAAGGAAACAUAUUUUGAUCACCAAGAUUCUAGUUUUCUCCCAAUUCAUCAUUUUCCUCAUUAUCAUCCCGCUAUCGAUGUAUGGGACCAACUGCAUUUUCUCGAGGAAAAUGUUCCGGGGUUACGUCUGCAUUCUUAUCAUUUGGGCAUUUCUGGCCGCAAUGUGGAUUAUCAUUUAUCCAUUGUUCGAAUCGAGGUCCAAUCUGACGUUCAUAAUCAAGAGGUUAUUAAGAAGAGAGUUAAGCGACGAUGAUUCGGAUCUAUCCCCAACAGAUGUAAGCACCGAUGAUAGAGAAAAACUUGAUAAAACCUCUAUCCAUGUGAAAGUCAUGUAA
Messenger RNA from Lachancea sp. 'fantastica', 2004 nucleotides. The record is from the annotation of a GenBank genome assembly. Lineage: Eukaryota; Fungi; Ascomycota; Saccharomycetes; Saccharomycetales; Saccharomycetaceae.